Molecule: messenger RNA, 5074 nt
Organism: Dunckerocampus dactyliophorus (ringed pipefish)
Lineage: Eukaryota; Metazoa; Chordata; Actinopteri; Syngnathiformes; Syngnathidae
Gene: pctp
Product: phosphatidylcholine transfer protein
Exons: 7
Coding region: 1079-1750 (223 amino acids)
Molecular function (GO): phosphatidylcholine binding; phosphatidylcholine intramembrane carrier activity
Source: RefSeq, a predicted model, not a curated record
UUGGAAAAUAUAAAAAAGAAAAUACUACAGUAAUACGCUUUUUCACCUGUAUGACAAAGCUGAGAUGCAGUUUUUUCUUGAAAUUUAUAGAACUUCUUAGCAUAACUACAUGUGAUGCGUUACAAAAUGUCCCGUCACUAAUAAAUUAGAGUCGCCACAAAUGUUAGGUGGUAGGAAGCAUCAUAAAGCCGUUCCAAAUUCCCUCUCGGUACGCAUUAAAAGUGAGAGACAUGGAGCGUUUCUUGCGUCGUGUGUUUACUCGCUCGUCAAAUGCAAUCACUCGCGAAAGGCGAAACAUGAGCGUAGAUCCAAACAUGCAGGGGAGCGUGCAUUACCAUCACCAUCAUCAUGCACAACUGAUGAUAGCGAUAGAACACACUCGUCCACUGUUUGGUAAUACUUUGCCAGUGGUGUCCAAAGUGCGGCCCCGGGCCAUUUGCGGAUCAGAGCUAAUUUUUUAUGGGACUGUGGCGCAUUGUAGAAAUAAAUUUUUGAAAACCCCAGCAAAAAUGGAAAACCCACCACCACCACACAUAGAUUGCAGUCCUGUGGGAAACACUGAAGCAUCAAUUUAUUUAUUUAUUUUUUAUUUACUUUUUAAGAGAGCUUGUGUCGUUUCAGCAUCCUAUUGGGUCACAAUGUUGAUGUGUAAAAAUGCCACACUGACGUUUUAAACUAUGCCCAAAAAAAAUAAUUCUCCAAAUAGGCCUUUACAUGUUUCAAUUGCCUCUACACCUUCACGUCUGCUUGUGUUUGUCUUUCUGAGGGAGUUUAAUCAGCAUUUCUUAACUGCUACAAUUAUAGUUACACUUAAUAUUAUAAAAAAAAAAACAUUUGUUAACAGUUUGUUGUGGUUGUGGGUUACAUGGUUUCAUUUUAAUUGCCAAGGUUCUGGUCUGUGUUGGUCAGUCUGCGUGUUCAAGUGUGCACAAAAACAAGAAAAAUGAGUCACCUGAAAGUUGCUUUCCAUGUCCUCUGUCCCUGAAGUCCUGUGUUGCAGAAAAAGAAUAGUCCCGUGUCAGUGGAAGUGUCUUCUGUUUGCGUUGAAACGGGUUGAAACUGUUUGUGACUUCCAUUCAUGACCAUUGAGACUCCAUCCAUUGACAAGAAGAUCCUCACAGCCUCUACUACGGAGUUCCAGGCAGCCUGGAAGGAGCUGGACGAGCCGCAGCUGGCAGGAGGAUGGGAACUCUUCACCGAGACGAUGGGAGUGAAAAUCUACAGGCUUUUUGACAAGGAAACAGGACUUUACGAGUACAAAGUCUUUGGUUCACUCAGCAGCUGCAGUCCAGAGCUGUGUGCAGACGUCUACAUGGACCUAGCCUAUCGCAAGCACUGGGAUGGAUACGUCAAAGAGCUCUUUGAGGAGCAGUUUGACGGGCAGACGGCCAUCUACUGGGAAGUGAAGUACCCCUUCCCGCUGUCCAACAGAGACUACGUGUACAUCAGGGAGCGGCGAGUCCUGGAUGUGGACAGCAGGAAGAUCUGGGUCAUCCUGGCCAGAAGUUCUCCGGAGACACCGUGCCCGGAGAAGAGCGGCGUGCUGCGAGUGAAGGACUACAAGCAGACGGUCGCCAUGGAGACGGACGGUGCCAGUGGAACUAAAGUUUUCAUGAAUUACUUUGACAAUCCUGGCGGGAUGAUUCCCACCUGGCUGGUCAACUGGGCGGCGAAGAGCGGCGUCCCUGGCUUCCUAACUGACAUGCAGAAGGCCUGCAGCAACUAUCAAAGCCACUGCUGCAAGAACUGAAUCAAGUCACACGGUCUCAAUUGGAGCUUUAUUUGUCCGUCCAACUCUGAGCUCCAGUGUGCAAGAAGCGUUACGGCACGCUGCAUGUGUGUGCUGGAUGGGCUUCACCAGCAUCCUAAUCCUAAUCAUCACGGGUCUUCUCUUCCAUCAGUCCUGAUGGAGUCUCUCUUGAAGAAUGAAAAACACAGCCUACUUGUCUUUGUUGGUCUAAAUGUUAUUUAAAUGUGAAAAAUGACAGAUGCAGUGUAAUUUAUUGUCUGUGUAUGAAUUUUGAUUUCCCAGAAAUGAACUUCCACGAACAAUCAUGGAAACUGCUGCAUUGCUCUUAAAGAGCCACAUGUUCAUGUUCUGAUUGGUAUAUGCUGAUUGCUGUGUGCACGCACUCCAAAAUUCAAAUGUGAGAUGAAAAAGCUGUGAUUUAUUUGAUAACAUCAAACAGUGUCUUUUAUUGAUGGGUUUUACAAGUGUCAUGAUGAGAUAAACAGCUCUUGAAUGGAAUGAACUCAAAAGCCAGACAUCAUUUUAAUAUUUGUAUUUAAUACUGUAUGACCGACAAAAGGGCUCAUGCCGUUCAUGCCGUUGUUGUAUGGAACAAACAUGCCAAGGUACUGAAACCAAUGCACAGAGUGAACUCUCUUCCUGCCUGUUUGGGGGCGAGACACGAGGAAAGCAGACACGCAUGCACAUGGCGAUAUAUUAAAGCUGGCAAAAUGAUUCAAUACAUUUUCAUUUAUUGUUUAUUUGUUAUUGUCCCAGGCCUAGUCCCCAUGAGACAUUUUCUUUCUAAAUGAGAGAUGUCACGUUUUAAUCGUGUGACACCCCUAGUAUUUGCUAAUUGUUUUAUUUUAUUUUAUUUUUACCUUUGGGCCCCGGGCCGCACUUUGGACACUUGAGCACAGUAACAUUGGUUUCAAAUGUUACUGUUACUUGUUUUUGUUACACUGUUAGUACUUGAAUGGUAUAAAACGAUAUCUUGAAGAUAUAAUUAGCCAUUUGAAAUGUAAGGAGUUUCCAGCUGACUUGCUACGAAUUCAGCAAGAUUAUACAUUUGGCUGAAUAGAUAUUCAUGGUAUCCCCCCACCUCAUGACGUCAUCAGUGACGCUUAUUUGAAAACCCCACCGAGAUACAAUGGCGUCUUUCCCGAAGUGACGUCACCAGCCGGAAGUAGCGUGUCCAGCAGUUUGCCAGCCAGCACCGUCGAGUCAGGUAAAUUUCUGUCAUCUGUUGUUUUUGCUCCAAGUGGUGUUAUGGUUUUAAACGCGUUUUUUAAAAACAUGUAUGAGACAUCGGAAGCUUGCUUUUGUUAAGACAAUUUCGGUAGGCUUCGUGAACUAAUUAGCUGGAAAUGGUCAACAGGUGCACUUUCUGUGCGGGCACUUUGGAAAUAUUAGUAACAAGGAGCAGACUCUUAAAGGAUAAAGGAUAAAGUGCGUUUGUUUUACAGCUAAUCUAAGUUUUUUGUCAUUUGGAGCAGUUUAAAGGUCUUCUGAUUUCGGUUACUUUUGGUGUCAUUCUAGUGAAACGCUCUCCAUUAUUCCAUUACCUGAUUGCUACCGCUAGCUUCCGACCUGGAUGCACCACAGACACAACAAAACGAACGAUUCACUCACUCAGCCCGGGAGUUUCACUCACUCUCAGGUGCUCCACGAAGACGUGAGUUGUGCUGACUCAGGUUUUGAUUAAUUUCAGUGAGUGACUCAUAAGAACUCGAAUCAGUAAAAGGAAUUGCGAUUCCUAUUGCUUGUACUAGCUAGCGUAGCAUGUAUUAGAGUUUAUUGUGUCGAUUCUUGAAAAUGAUGGUAAAAUGGGUUAAUACACUCAUUCUUGUACCUGAACUCAAUUUGCAGCUUUCUUUAGCAAGUAUUUGGAUUCAUAUUCUAGUUCCAGUUUGUCUGUUACAGUUUGAUGUUGAGAAAGCUAACAAGCUUUAUAGGUGACGAGAGUUGUGGUUGCUCAGAGUUGAUGUCAUGUCACUCGCUCAAUUCUGAAGAACUAUAAAAGCAGGGGUGUCCAAAGUGCGGCCCAUGGUUCACUUUUUUGUCCCGCAACACACCAUCCAAAUAAAAUUAAAAAUAAGUAAAUUACUGGUCUGCUGUAUGUAGAAUCUUUUUUUUACCCAAAUGGUAUUUGUCAUGCUAAGAUUAAAAAAAAAAAACAUUUUGAAAAUACAUUAAGACAAUAAAAAAGAAGCUGAACAAAUAGUUAAUCCUAUUAACACAUUCAAUACAAAAGAUUUUCCGUAUUUUUGCGCCAGAGGCAAAAAGAGGUGAUGACGCAAGUGCACGCUAAAAGAUGUCACUGUUUGUGCAGUUUUAAGCCAUAAAAACAGCCACAAGGUGUCAGAAGUGCAUUUGAUAAGAGCUCCGUGUGGAUCUUUUACAUGUAAAUACACACUCGACAGCAAGGAGGAAGUGAGAGAGCUUGGGGGGAGUGUAGCGUGCAGAAGGUUACGCAUUGUAGGGAAGUUUUAAUACAUGCACACACUGUUCAGUUCUAUUUGUGAAAAUUGUAAAUAGUUCGUAGUGUUAUACUGGUAAAUAAAUUGCUAUUUUGAUGUGAAACAACCCUUUUUUAAAAAUAUUGUUUAGGUAACAUUUUCCAAUAAGGUACACAAAAUUACAGUAGUUAAUGAGGAGCGAACCUACCUAACCCUAACCACUACUCAUUAGUUCUUCAUUAGUUUUUCAGUAACUACUCAUUAGUUCCUCAUUAAUUCUUCAUUAGUUCUUCAGUAACUAGUCUAAAUUUAUGUGCCUUUGUUAUUAGUUCCUCAUUAGGCCCUCAGUGACUACUGUAUUUUUGUGUAGCUUAUUGUAAAGUGUGACCAUUGUUUAUUUUGUGGUAUGGUAAUUUGAGCUGUCACAAAAGUAAAAAACGUGUGUCAAAGUGAAAGUUAUGCUUGAAAUGUACUGUAUCUUUUCACAAAAAGUUGUUUUUCUCCCCUUUUUUUUGUGAUGGCAACUGAUAUUUUCCUGAAGCUUAGCCAUGUUCUACUGCUGAUUACUAAAGAAACUUUUUUUUUUUUCUUUCUGAUGAGAGACCGGAGUCUAAUCGUUCUUUUGGUAUGUUCCAUGUUUAUACAGCCAUACAACACAAUAUUCUGUGUGCCUUGAAAGAUCAGUCAAAAUUGUCUAAAAUGGCCGGUAGUUAACAGGUUCUAGAAAAAGAAAAACAAAUUGCAGGCUGUUAUGAAGGCCAAAGGAGGCCAAAGUUAUUUUGGUAUGAUGUGUAGAAAAUAACUGUUUAUUUGCUUAGCAAAUAACAAUAAUGGUUUUAUUUAUUUAUUUUUAACACAUUUUUGAAAGAUUUAUAAAAUAUUUACA